GGUUAAUAAGAAAUCGCAUAUCCGGGUUGAGGUACCGUGACGACUUGCACACAGGACACACCUCUGAAUCAGUCCCAUGGUCAGGCAUGUUAGCUCCGGUUGGAUGUACACGUAGGUUGAGGCUGCGCAGGUGCUGGUGGAGAGGCUCACCAUCUUCUUCGCCGCGGUUCCGUGUGCCGUUAGACUGGAAAGACAUGCUACAGGCGAAUAGUGGAAUCCAGGGAGGACAGACUGAAUAGUCUGCUUGGUAUUGGUAGGCAAGGAUCCCGGCUACCAGACAAGUGGUGUUGUAGUUGUUUUUAUUGUUUGUGUCUAAAUAUGUGAAGGUUGGUUAAUCUGAGAUGGGUGAGGUCAGGAUGGAGCUGUGUCCUGGCUGGCGCCACCAAUGGGAAGAAGCCUCUUCCGCCGCAGCCACGGAGAAUUCUUCCCGCGCACAAAGUAUCAUUCUUCCUCACUCUACGGAGUACACAUCUCGUUCAUACGACACUGAUGGAUAGAUAGCUCAGCCUCACUAUAUACAUGCUUCUUAGUCUGUAUAGGAGUUAUUUCAAUCCCUUUUACCAUGGCACAACCGACAGAUCACCUUGCAAGUCUUGAGCGGCAGCGGCUGCAACUCGAAGAUAGCAUCCUGGAGCUUAGGAAAUCCCUCUACAACUGGCGAAUGUGGCAUGCAGAAUACGAUGAGCUGAAGAAUACCAUCUCAGAACUAGAAGAAAACAGCGAACAUGAAGAUUUUCUCAAGAUCGGGAGAGAGUUUGGCGGAUCCCUUGUCAACGAGGACGAGAUCAAGGUUCUACUGGGCGUGAAGCAUGGUGUGACGAGGACAAAAGAGCAGGUGGUGGAUGCUAUAUCAAGACGGAUGGACUAUGUUCAGCAAAAUAUCGGAGUGCUUGAGAAGCGCGUCUCAGCUGCAGAAGGGAAGCUCGAGGCUAUCCUCACGGUUCAACACCCUGGCGCAGUCGACGAAGAAGGCCUACCCAUUACAGAUAUCGUUGAGGAGCUUGAUGACGACGACCGCGUUGUUUCGAGUUCUACAACCACUCCUGAGCAGGCUGCACCCGGAAUUCUGGAGGCUUUGAAGAAAGCAGGCAUGGAUCUUUCGAAGGAGAAGACUGAUGAUAAACCAUCACUGGCCGAAGAAGGCAAAAAUGACACUUCACUGGAGAACACUGACUCCGUUAGGCGUCCUGAUUUUUCACUACGCGUUGAAGAGAUACCUUCUACUAAAGGUGUUUCAAACACAAAAUCAGAUACCGCAACAACGGCUACGGAGGCUACUCCUCCACUUGACGCUACUACAGAGUCUGCUGCUGGUUUGGGUACUACCGCUAACACCUUUGGAAUCGAGAACAACAACCGUUCAUUAGUCCUCGAAACUGCCCAUACUAAUGACGCGACUGCCGAUAUAGAUAUAGAUGAGCCCCCGGAAGAUGCUGCUCUGAGAAGAGAAAUGUUACAGUACAGCCUUGAGGAGGUUGGUGCUGUUGUUGCAGAACUGGAGUUGGACGAAUCAGGAAGUGAAUUUUCUAUUGAAGAUGAAUAUUACGUGAUGAGUGACGAGGAUGACGAGGAAGAAGAUGAAUAUGGUCGGUCUACACGAAGGAUGAUCGAUGAUGACUAUCGUCGCCAGAUGGUGGAAUUGGAGAAAAAGUUGAAUGCGCGGAGUUUGGAAAAUGUUGGACCUGAUACCAGCUCCCUUCCACCAGAAAUCCGAGAAGAGAUGGAUGCGCCUACCUCUACGAAGGUUGUUCCUAAUACAGGGAGCGGAAAAGUCCCAAAGAAAAAGAAGAAAGUUGCAUUUGCGGAUGCGCUAGACCUUGCACCGGAUCCAGCUGCGCUCACACCUCCAGCACCUAUUAAGGAGCACCGUGUUGAGUCACCCUCCGUUCCAGUCGUUCAAGACGCUAUUGUAGAACGAGCGCAAGCAGAAAAGGUAGAUGACACGAAGGGGACUACGGCGCCGAAGAAAGCGUCCCGGUUCAGGAGUGCAAGAAAUGCCUCUGAACCAACUAGCAUAGCAUCUACUUCCGCCAUGCCAGGAUCCGCAACUCGCCCAUCAGCUCCCUCUACCAAUGCUCCACCACUACCACUAUUUCCCGCAAAGCCUUCACAACCCAAGCCAUUUUCUCAGCCGAUCGUUGACCCAGACCAGCCACCAAAAGCUUUGGCGGAUAAGCUAGUGGAGCGGACUGUAUCCCAUGAGAACGCAACACCGCCCGAUCCAGAUGAAUUAGACGAGAGUCUCCAUAAGCAAGAAAUAGCCACCGAAUUUUACAAAUUUCGGAACCGCAAGGUUCAUCAAGAAGGCGGGUUCUUGCGCGAUGGUGAGGAGAACGAUGGAAUCAUUCCACUAGAUGAGGACGGCCAGCCGCCCAAAAGGCUUAGUCGGUUUAUGGCGGCACGGGUGAAGUAAGUAGCUCUGUAUAUUUACGACUGAUGAGCGCGUGUGACGACGAAAAUGAAGGAAGAAAUAAAUAAAUACGUAUAACUGUACAGUUUCCAUUUGUUUUGUGUCCUUCGCCCUCCUCUCGCAUCAGCCCUUUGCAAAAUGAACAACACGAGACAUUUCCCGUCAACACGGAACCGUCAUGGGGAGGAAGUGAAUCGUUCCUAAACCGAACGAGUAUUCUUUUUCCCUAACCUGGUCUGACUUUGCUGUAUUCCAAUCAUUUUGAGAAUACAACACCCUACAAUGUUAGACCUAAUAAAAGACGCUAUUGUGGUUCCAAGAUUAAAUGAAACACAAGAAAAAGUGGGCUCUCUGACUGCGUCCCUCCUUUUGCAGUCCGCCAGGCUUUCUACUCAUUCUUUACCCCUUUCUCUUCAUGUCUUCCGGCAAGGGGAGGAGGGGGUGAAGGAUAAAUGGAAAGUAGGCCGGGUAAGGGGCUCAGUGGGAUCUAUAUUGCGGUUUCGUUUCACCCACUACAUUUUUUCUUUCGUUGAUUCUGCUUUUGAAUUUUUCUGUAGAUGUGCUAUGAUUCAUACAUAGGAUGCGGGUGUAGGGGUAUGGUUACGGGAGCUAGGAUUCUUUCAAUGUUCAUCAUGGGGAUCCUCUCGUGUUCAAGGCUAGGGUCUGGGCACAUGUAAAUGUAGAAUGCGUGCAGCAGCCGUGUAAUUUCUAAUUCCCAAUAAAAUAAAAUAAAAUAAAAUAAAAUAAAAUGGGAAUCAUUUCUCAAAUAAAAAGGCUAG
Molecule: messenger RNA, 3189 nt
Organism: Blastomyces dermatitidis ER-3
Lineage: Eukaryota; Fungi; Ascomycota; Eurotiomycetes; Onygenales; Ajellomycetaceae
Exons: 1
Coding region: 563-2413 (616 amino acids)
Biological process (GO): negative regulation of transcription by RNA polymerase II; negative regulation of phosphatase activity
Molecular function (GO): transcription corepressor activity; chromatin binding; phosphatase inhibitor activity
Source: RefSeq, a predicted model, not a curated record